Molecule: messenger RNA, 867 nt
Organism: Dendroctonus ponderosae (mountain pine beetle)
Lineage: Eukaryota; Metazoa; Arthropoda; Insecta; Coleoptera; Curculionidae
Product: calcium and integrin-binding protein 1
Exons: 5
Coding region: 192-746 (184 amino acids)
Molecular function (GO): calcium ion binding
Source: RefSeq, a predicted model, not a curated record
GUUCUAUGAUCAUGGACACAAACAGCUGAUGUUGUUGUCAGUGUGUGUGAUUUGUAGGUUAGGAUUGUAGUGAUGUUCCAUUUAAGUAACAACUAGAAACUAGUUAUAGUUGUUAAGUGAAUAAUGAGCGAAAUAGAAUUUUCUAUGCUCUAGGUUGUAGGCUGUAAGGAGCUGGAGGUGCCAAAUUCCAGAUGGGGCAGGCAAACAGCCAACUGACGCAUGAGGAGCUGCAAGAUUACCAGGAUCUCACCUAUUUCACGAAAAAGGAAGUUCUUUUCGUCCAUCAAAAAUUCAAAGCUUUGGCGCCGGAAAAGGUGGGCCAUAAUAAAAAUGCGAAACUCCCAAUGGCCAAAAUCCUCCUCUAUCCCGAAUUGAGCGUUAAUCCCUUUGGGGAGAGGAUUUGCCGGGUGUUUAGUUCUAGUCAAGAUGGCGAUUGCACUUUUGAAGAUUUCCUAGAUAUGAUGUCGGUUUUCUCCGAAGCUGCCCCCAAAUCUGUUAAGGCUGAGCACGCCUUUCGGAUCUUCGACUUUGAUGGCGAUGAUAUGUUGGGGGUGUCUGAUUUGAAACUACUGAUCAGCAAAUUGACCGGAGAAAACAAGCUGGGUGAAAGCGAUUUGAAUAUGUUGGUGCAAAACAUUCUAGAAGAGGCUGAUCUGGAUGAUGAUGGCGCUCUGUCUUUUGCGGAGUUUGAGCACAUUAUUGACAGGUCUUCAGACUUUUUAAACUCUUUCCGUAUAAGGUUGUAAUGGAUCAAUACUCAACUCGGACAAGAAGAAUCUCAAGUGAAUAGCUUUAAGCUGCCGAUCUCAUUUUUCCUUUUCCGCUUCUUGUGUGCUCUCUAGGUACAUUAAAGCCACAUCAAACUAA